AUGUUCCAGAAAAGAUACUUAAAUGCAGAGGACAGUGUACCCCUUGUGCCUCAUAUUUUGGAGGUUUCAGGUUUGAGCCCAGCAGUGGAAGAAAUUUCAGCCCAUGUUGAAAGAUCAUCUCUUGUUGUGUCAUCAUAUUUACAGGUUGAGCCAGACAAUGACAAUUUUGAGCAAGCCAUUGCAAAAUACAUGGCAACUAUUGGAACCCCACGUAGAAAAUUUAGAUUGAAUAGAAGUCCUAGCAAAUACGAAAAUUUUUUUGCUGAUGUACCUCAGGACUUCAUAGAUGCUGCUGUGAAAGUUUUGAAAGAAAUACCCCUUCCAAAAAAUGAAAACGAAAGAAAGGAACUGGACGUAGAUUGGAUGCUUCAAUUGACUCGAGUCAUGGAGUGCUUAAAUGCGUCAACAAUGCUUAUGCCUGGAAAACACAUGAAAAAUGAAGCUUCUUUUUUUGGUGUUGGUAAAAGUGCUGAUGAAGCUAUACAAGACGCUGCCUAUAGUGCACUUGUAUUUAUCAAUAUCCAGUUACGAAAUGUGAAAAAAGCUCAUGAUCUUGCUUGA
This is a messenger RNA of Gryllus bimaculatus (two-spotted cricket), 561 nucleotides long. Lineage: Eukaryota; Metazoa; Arthropoda; Insecta; Orthoptera; Gryllidae. The record is from the annotation of a GenBank genome assembly.